Messenger RNA from Pseudoliparis swirei, 3628 nucleotides. RefSeq names its product EEIG family member 2-like. The record is from RefSeq and is a predicted model, not a curated record. The transcript is spliced from 11 exons. Bases 353 to 1486 code for a protein of 377 amino acids. Lineage: Eukaryota; Metazoa; Chordata; Actinopteri; Perciformes; Liparidae.
GUAACAUAUUUCCCAAUUUCAUUUAGUUAUAGUAUAUAAAUAGUAAUAGUUGGGUUCAUGCUAAUACUUAAGUCCAUUUUCUUAAAGUAUGUAUAUAACAUACUAAAAUACCUGAAUACUUCCUCCACCACUGGUAAUUUAAAUAAGAAUGACUAGGGUUUCAAGGCAUACUCUUUUAUUUUGAAACUCCUCAAGCGGAAGCAGCUCUUCCACGUCGCCUCAGCCAGCCUUUCUGAUUUGACCGUUGUCACCAGCAUCUCCGCCAUCCUCCCACAGCACAACAACACAAUGGGGCUGUAAUGUCAGCGGCGAGCGGGAUACGAGCGCCUUCUCAAGAGUACUGAAUCAGUGCAUGGAUUUAAUGAUGAUGAAGAAGAAGAAAUUCAAGUUUAAGGUGGAUUUCGAGCUGGACGAGCUCUCGUCGGUCCCCUUCGUCAACGGUGUCCUUUUCUGUAAAGUCCGGCUGCUGGACGGCGGGUUCUCCGAGGAGUCUUCACGGGAGCAAGUGCAGGCCAACUGUGUCCGAUGGAGGAAACGUCUCUCGUUCCCCUGCAAGAUGAGCGCCAACGCGGGGACGGGGGUUCUGGACCCGUGUGUGUGCCGCGUGUCCGUCCGAAAGGAGCUGAAAGGCGGGAAGGCGUAUGCAAAGCUUGGUUUUGUAGACUUGAAUCUAGCAGAGUUUGCCGGCUCAGGGAAUACAACUCGCAGAUGUCUGCUGGAAGGCUACGAUACCAAAAAUACCCGCCAGGAUAACUCCAUUCUCAAGGUCAUCAUCAGUACACAGCUCAUGUCAGGGGAUCCCUGUUUUAAAACGCCACCCUCCACCGCCACGGUGAUCGGGAUCCAGGGGGAUGGAGAGAGCCUGCUGGAGGAGAGGAGGGGCGGGGACUCACAGAAAGGCUGUUCCGAGGGUCGAGAGGGGAAGUGUCCCGUCGCUUCCGAUGAACUCGGGGGGUGCGGCCACUCCCGAACGUCCAGCUACGCCAGCCAACAGUCCAAACUCUCAGGAUACAGCACAGGUCACUCCCGCUCCUCCAGCAUGUCCGAGUUCAGCCACCGGAGAAACCAUUCAGUUGGCAGCGCCUCGACGGGCAUCGGCAGCAUCCCGGAGCCCAGCGAGGACCGGGAGUCCAGACCCUGUCCGGCUCUACCCGAACACCCGGGCCCCACCACCACCACGAGCAACCCGACCGGGACACCGGUGAGGAACGCUUUGUCCUGCGAACGACUCAACAGACAUCUCGUGAAGCAGGACUCCAUCGAGUCUCAGCUGAAGAGGAUGGAUGACACGCGGGUGGAUGCGGACGACGUGGUCGAGAAGAUUCUCCAGAGUCAAGACUUCACGCCCAGCCUCCUGGACUCCAGCGCUGAAGAGGAAGGCCUGCGGCUGUUCGUCGGCCCCGGGGGAAGCACGGCCCUCGGAAGCCAUCACCUCCCCACCAGGGUGGGCGCCGGAGCGUACGAGCAGGUGGUGAUCAAGCGUUAGACCCGCGGGCCUCUCGGCGGCGGACCGACGCCGCGGCCACCCGAGAGCUGGAGGCGGGGCCUGUCGAUUUCAAUCUGCAUUCCGAUACAGCACACACAUUACCUGACCAGCACCCUGUCUGACCUCACAACAGCGCCCCCUGUGUUCAAAUGUCCUGCAGGACACUGUAGCUCCCUGAUGGAGGCAACCCGUUAUUAUCUGAUCAUAAGAAGCUCUCUCUCUCUCUCUCUCUCUCUCUCUCUCUCAUAUUUUUUUGCCGAGCGGUUUAUGAAACCCGAUUCUGCGACACAUCUUUUUCAAAACUGAGUUUUCAAAUCUUAACUUUAUGCCAUGAACUGACAUCUCGCUAAUUCGGUUUAUUCGAUAUCUUCACACAUCUUUUUUUAUUUUUCACUCUGAGUGACAGACAUGAGCUUUGGUGUGAUUUAAGCUACCUUCAAAUCCCACAUGUAUUAAGUUGUAAAUUAUCAAAUUUAUUUUUUACGAUGGUUAUAUUACCCAAUAGAAAGAAGAAGAAAAAUACAUUUAAUUUCCUGUAAUCUCGCGACGACAAAUAAAGAAUCCAAAUAAAGUUUAUUUUCGUAAACCGACUCGUUUUAAAAAGACGGGAAAGCUGAGAAAACACAAUUUUGUAGGUAAAUACGCAUUCUCCCAUCAAAUUCACCAAAGAUCCAAACGCAGUGUGCAGUAUCUGCUUUUUCUUUUUUUUCUAUUAUUCUUUUCGGGGGUAACGACUCAGCCUGAAAUGUUAAAAAAAAAAACAUUGUUUACUACUAUCUGCCUUAGCAGAGCAGUGAAUACAGAAUAUAAAAAGGGGCUUCUAAGAUCAAUCUUACUGCAUAAGGGCAUAUAUCUCAUGCCCCGCUGUGUGUCCGGCGUGUAACGCCGACACAUUUCACUUUAACGAUGAGUUAAGUAAUCCACUGCCAUGAAGAAAAUACUCAACAGCACCUGUUUAAAAAAAAAAAAGAAAAGAAAGACCCAGAGUAAUAGUCGUGUGUUCGUGUCUAUAACAGCGUAAUUAAGAUCGUCUUAAAAAAAAAAAAAAAUAGAAUUAACCGACGCAAUCGACGAUAGUCAAAGAUGACCGCGCCGAGAGUUCUGAAAGCCUGAUGGUGUCGUGCACGUUGACUAUUUUUUGUUGUUGUUGCCUUUUCCAGUCCAAUUUUGAGAGGACCGUUUUAUUCAGUGUAUUCGCACAUGUUUGCCAAAGUACACGACGCACUGUUAUGACCCGGGACGCCGUCAGGCCUAUGCAUAUCCGGACUGAUAUUAAGAUGCGUUAUAACUCUUGAAAAACUGACCGAACAGUAUCUGUAACCUUCUGUCAUAAGCCAUCGUCGAGGCCGGACGCCUCCUCUUCUAGACGCGCUACGUACGCGUUAUAACCAAAUCUGCACAAGUGUCAUCCGUGUCUGGUGUUCUAACUAUACGUUCCACGUUCAGCACGAUGGAGACGGCCUCUCGUCUCCUUUUUCUUUCCUCAUUUGAUAUAAUGUGCCAUCUUUUUUUUGGGAAUAUUAACUACAUCGAAGGAAUAUUUUUGCAUGUGGGGGGAAAAUCAUGGCGUUCUCAUGACUUCCCCCCCGUGUUAAAAGCAGAUAUUUGCGCAGCGUUAAAUGUACCCGUGUUCUUUGUGUGUUUUUCGUCAUGGUUUAAAAUGUCAUCUUUAAUGAAAUCACCGUCUGUUUUUGAAUCUGUCGUUGCUGGUAUCGUGCCAUAUUUUUUUUGCUAAAUAUUUUGCCGCUAAGAGGAAAGUGUCACUACAUAGGAAAGACAGUGUUGCGUGUUUGAUUUUUAUGGCCAACAUGUAUCAACUAUUGGGAGUUUUGUGUGUUUUUUUGGGAUAAAGAAUCAUCUGUUUUACCCGUGUGUAACACCGGUAUGAUUAUCUUGGUACUUUAACAUGUUACAAACAUGGUCUCUUCUCUUCUGUGAAGCCGUUAUAUAUAAAAACUGUAUAUUAAAGUGUAAAAUGUAUUCUUCUGUAAAGUGAUGUUCUGACGAUGUCCAGUGUUUCCCAGUUCCAGGCGUGUCCUCUCGGCCGACAUCUUCUUUCUGAACAAAAGUGUGUGUGUGCUGGAGGCUUCAAAUGUUCAAAUGUGUACCUUGCACUGUUGAAUAAAACCAUCUGAAAACCUU